Messenger RNA from Ricinus communis (castor bean), 682 nucleotides. RefSeq names its product protein PLASTID TRANSCRIPTIONALLY ACTIVE 7. Bases 87 to 578 code for a protein of 163 amino acids. The record is from RefSeq and is a predicted model, not a curated record. NCBI's taxonomy places the organism in Eukaryota, Viridiplantae, Streptophyta, Magnoliopsida, Malpighiales, Euphorbiaceae. Gene Ontology annotation, biological process: plastid transcription. Gene Ontology annotation, cellular component: plastid-encoded plastid RNA polymerase complex. The transcript has 3 exons.
CUGCUGAUGUGUGUCCUCCCCCUUUCUAUCUCUCCAUUUGGAAACAUAUCUGAAGAGUGAGUUGGAUUUGGAUAGCAGAAAUUAAUAUGAGCAUUUCAACUCUACCCUUUGCUCUCUCUUCCCUUUCAACUGUAAACCCCUCUCCUGGCCUAUCACUUUCUUCCUUCCCCAACAAAAGCCAGAUAGUUUCUAAACUGGAGAGCAAUGGCGGUGGUCGGCGAGUGUGGCGCCGGAGAAAAUUGACAAAGAAGGAUGACAUGUUACGGUAUCAAUUGGGGCGAGUUCCCUUCCUUGAGGAGCAGGUUAGGAGGAUUAAGGAGGGGGGAAAGGUUUUGACCAUGGAUAUUCAUAGACUGUUGCUAUCAGAGGAUAACCGGUUUGAUUUUGUGAAUGAGGUAGCAGCCGAAGCCAUCGAAUAUGUUGAGAGCAACAGAGACGAAUAUGGAGGUAAGAAAAAGGCAAUCCUUCAUGUCCUUAGUAACCGCAUGAAUGAUGCUGGGGUUCGUCGUCCAGAGGCAUACGAGGAAUCGGACCCUUUUAGACCAGGUCCUGGUUAUAUGAAGGAAGAGUUCACAUGAAAUCUAGAAAGUAGAUAUUCUAUAGUAAUAUUCUGUUGCAUGCUGCAUUUUGUAAUUAACAAUGAUUCAUCUAAAUUUUCAUGGUCAGAAGCUACGUUUAUACA